Messenger RNA from Peromyscus eremicus (cactus mouse), 5303 nucleotides. It is a transcript of the gene Tro, whose product is annotated as trophinin. The record is from RefSeq and is a predicted model, not a curated record. The coding region runs from base 121 to 5076 and encodes 1651 amino acids. Lineage: Eukaryota; Metazoa; Chordata; Mammalia; Rodentia; Cricetidae. The transcript is spliced from 13 exons.
GACCACUUCCGGCCAGGCGAGGGAGGGGGGUAACAAGCUCAGACCUGAGCAGAGGCUUGGAGAGAGCAGACGUCCUCUGGACUCACGAGGGCGAGGCUCAGCUACUAGCCUCUCAGGAAGAUGGAUAGAAGAAAUGACUAUAGUUAUCGGAUGCCCACAUUCCAGGGCCCUCUGCCUCCCUCUGGGAGCCUAGGGCUUCCUUUCUCUCCAGAUGUACAGACUGAGACCACAGAGAAGGACAAUGUCCUGCUGAUGCAUACCCUGUUGUCGGCAUCCAAGGACCCCCCUGUUGCCAGCCGGCCUAAGAAAAACAAGACCAAGAAGACUUCUAUUAAAGCUAUUACUAAGACCACACCCACUCCCCCUCCAGUCCCAUCUGCCAAUGACAUUGCUAGCAACAAGCCUAAAGUAACUCUGCAGGCUUUAAACCUACCAAUGUUCACCCAGAUCAGCCAGGCUUCAGCUACUACUGAGGCAGCCAAUAUCCAGGCUUCAGUUACUGCUCAGACCAAGAAAGCCAAGACAAAGAGAGUUACACCUAAGGUCUCCCUAACUGGCACUGAGGAUGUCACUACACAGCUCAAGUCACCCUUACAUGCCCUAAACCUACCAGGUACCUCACCCACCAUCCAGUCACCAAUUGCCAAUGAGUCAGCUAAUUCCCUGGCCUUGAUAGCUGUCAGCAAACCCAAGAAAGCUUCUAAGGCAAAGAAGGCUGCCAAUAAGACUCUACCUAGUGCCACUGAGAUCUCACUGGCUUCGACUGCUACACACACAGCUACAAGCCAAGGCCAAACUGCCAAGGAGACAGCUAGUAUCCAGGCCACAGCAGCUACUAUCCGAACCAAGAAAACUUGCAAAGCUAAAAGAACAACUGCUAAGACCACAAAUACUGACACUGAAUAUGUAGAGUCCUCAAAUGCUGUUGAGGGAUCUGGCAGACAGAUUGAGGCCUCAACUGUAGUUCUAAGGCCCAAAAAGCCCAAGGGGAAGAAGGUUGCCAAUAAAGGCCCAAAUUCUGCUUCUGAGUUCUCUGAGGCUCCACCUGCCAUUCAAAUGGUCACAAACCAUGCCCUAUCAGUCACUGUACGGAUCAGGAGAGGGUCCAGGGCUCGAAAGGCUGCCACUAAGACUCGGGCAACUGAAAGCCAUGCUCAAAUCACUGAACAAGGAGCUCAUACCUCUCAGGCCAGCAUUAGUGCCCUUGAGACUCAGGUUGCUGCUGCUGUCCAGGCCUUGGCAGAUGACUAUCUGGCUCAGUUGAGUUUAGAGCCCACAACCAGAACCCGGGGCAAGAGGAACCGCAAGAAAUUUUGUCCAUUGAUAAAGUCUAAGCAUCUCAAUGGAGAAGAAAGAACUGGGAAUAAUUUCAGGCGAAUCCCAUGGGGCCGGAGGCCUCCACCACCUCGAGAUGUGGCCAUUUUGCAGGAAAGGGCAAAUAAGUUGGUGAAAUACCUGUUGGUUAAGGACCAGACAAAGAUCCCCAUCAAGCGCUCAGACAUGCUGAAGGAUGUCAUCCAAGAAUAUGAUGAGUAUUUCCCAGAGAUCAUUGAACGAGCAAGCUACGCUCUGGAGAAGAUGUUUCGAGUCAAUCUGAAGGAAAUUGAUAAGCAAAGUAGCUUGUAUAUUCUUAUCAGCACUCAGGAGUCCUCUGCAGGCAUACUGGGAACGACCAAGGACACACCUAAGCUCGGCCUCCUCAUGGUGAUUCUGAGUGUCAUUUUCAUGAAUGGCAACAAGGCCAGUGAGGCUGUCAUCUGGGAGGUGCUGCGCAAGUUGGGGCUGCGUCCUGGGGUAAGACAUUCACUUUUUGGAGAAGUGAGGAAACUCAUCACAGAUGAAUUCGUGAAGCAGAAGUAUCUGGAAUACAAGAGGGUCCCGAACAGCAGACCACCUGAAUAUGAAUUCUUCUGGGGCCUGCGGUCUUACCAUGAGACUAGCAAGAUGAAAGUCCUAAAAUUUGCAUGCAAGGUACAGAAGAAAGAUCCUAAAGACUGGGCUGCUCAGUACCGGGAGGCAGUAGAGAUGGACGUUCAGGCUGCAGCUGUGGCUGUGGCUGAGGCUGAGGCCAGGGCUGAGGCAAGAGCCCAAAUGGGGAUUGGAGAGGAAGCUGUGGCUGGGCCCUGGAAUUGGGAUGACAUGGAUAUUGACUGCUUAACAAGGGAAGAGUUGGGUGAUGAUGCUCAGGCUUGGAGCAGAUUUUCCUUUGAAAUUGACUCCAGAGCCCAAGAAAAUGCAGAUCCCACCAACAAUGUCAACUUCAGUCAAGGAGCUAGUACCAGAAAUAGCUUCAGUGAUGGUGCUAGUAUUAGCUUUGGUGGUAUAACCAACCCCAGUGGUGGCUUUGGUGGUAUACCUAACUCCAAUGGUGGCUUUGGUGGCAUGCCCAGCCCCAGUGGUGGCUUUGGUGGCAGAAAUGGCAUUACCUUUGGUAGUGUACCCAACCCCUCUGCCAACUUCAGCAGUGCAGCCAGCAUUAGCUUUGGUGACACAUCCAACACUAGCACUAGUUUCAGUGGUGGAGCCAGCAUUAGCUUCAGUGGUACACCCAGUACUAGUGCCACUUUUUGCAACACAGCCAGCAUUAGCUUCGGUGGUGCAUCCAGCACCAGCACCAGUUUCAGCAGUGGAGCCAGCAUCAGCUUUGGUGGCGCACCCAACACCAGCACCAGUUUCAGCAGCACAGCCAGCAUCAGCUUUGGUGGCGCACCCAGCAUUGGCAGUAGUUUCAGUGGUGGAUCCAGCAUUAGCUUUGGUGGUUCUCCUACCACCAGUACCAGUUUCAGUGGUGGAGCCAGUAUUAGUUUUGGUGGUGCACCUUGUACCAGUGCCAGUUUCAAUGGUGGAGCCAGCUGUGGCUUUGGAGGCACACUUAGCAGCACCACAGCUAGCUUUAGUGGUGCACUCAGCACCAGCACCAGCUUUGGCAGUGCACCUACCACAAGCACUGUCUUCAGUGGUGCAAUUAGCACCACCACUGGCUUUGGAGGCACACUUAGCACCAGUGUCUGCUUUGGUAGCUCUCCCUGCUCUGGUGCCGGCUUUGGAGGCACACUCAGUACCAGUAUCUGCUUUGGUGGUUCUCCUAGCACCAAUACUGGUUUUGGUGGUACACUCAGCACCAGUGUUUCCUUUGGUGCUUCUUCUAGCACCAGCUCUGACUUUGGUGGCACACUAAGCACUAGUGUCAGUUUUGGUGGCUCUUCUGGCACCACUGCUGGCUUUGGCGGUACACUCAACAGCAGUACCGGCUUUGGCGGUGCCAUCAGCACCAGUGCUGGCUUUGGCAAUGCACUCAAUAGCAGUGCCAGCUUUGGUGGUGCCAUAAAUACCGGCUUUGGCAAUGCACUCAACAGCAGUGCCAGCUUUGGCGGUGCCAUCAACACCAGCACCGGCUUCGGCAAUGCACUCAACAGCAGUGCCAGCUUUGGUGGUGCCAUUAGCACCAGUUCUGGCUUUGGCAGUGCACUCAGCACCAGUGCCAGCUUUGGUAGUGUACUCAAUGGCAGUGCUGGCUUCGGCAGUGCCAUCAGCACCAGUGCCACCUUUGGUGGUGCGCUCAGUAGCAGUGCUGACUUCGGCAGUGCCAUCAGCACCAGUGCCAGCUUUGGCGGUGCACUCAAUGGCAGUGCUGGCUUUGGCGGUGCCAUCAGCACCAGCGCCAGCUUUGGUGGUGCGCUCAGUAGCAGUGCUGGCUUCGGCGGUGCCAUCAGCACCAGUGCCAGCUUUGGUGGUGCACUCAAUGGCAGUGCUGGCUUUGGCAGUGCCAUCAGCACCAGUGCCAGCUUUGAUGGUGCGCUCAAUAACAGUGCUGGCUUUGGCGGUGCCAUCAGCACCAGUGCCAGCUUUGGCAGUGCCAUCAGCACCAACCCCGACUUUGGUGGUGCAUUCAGUACCAGCGUUGGCUUUGGUGGGGCACUUAGCACCACUGACUUCGGUAGUACGCAUAGCAGCAGUAUUAGCUUUGGCAGUGCUCCCACCACCAGCGGCAGCUUUGGUGGUUCUCACAGCACUAAUCUCUGUUUUGGUGGAGCACCCAGCACCAGUCUCUGUUUUGGCAGUGCAUCUAACACCAACCUAUGCUUUGGAGGCUCUUCCAGCACCAACUCCUGCUUUAGUGGUGCUACCAGUGCCAAUUACAGUGAGGGGCACAGCACCAGUGCCAUUUUCAGUUUUGGGAAUGGGCUAAGUACCAGUGCUGGCUUUGGAAAUGGAUUGGGCACCAGUGCUGGCUUUGGCAGCAGCCUAGGUACCAGCACCGGCUUUGGUGGAAGCUUAGGCCCCAGUGCUAGCUUCAAUGGUGGCCUGGGCACCAGCACUGGCUUUGGUGGUGGACUAGGCACCAGCACUGAUUUUGGUGGUGGACUAAGUCCUAAUGCUGACUUCAGUGGGGGACUGGGUACCAGUGCUGGCUUCGAUGGUGGACUAAACACUAGCACUGAUUUUGGUGGUGGACUGGGCACUAGUGCUGGCUUUGGUGAUGGACUUGGCAGCGGCACUGGCUUUGGUGGUGGCCUGGUCACUAAUGGCUUUGCUGGUGACCUGAGUACCAAUAAUGGUUUUGGCGGCACACUUGGCACUGGUGCAGGCUUUAGUGUAAGCCUCAGCACUGGCGAUGGCUUUGGCAGUGGGCCUAAUGCCAGCUUCGACAGAGGACUGAAUACCAUCAUUGGCUUUGGCAGUGAUUCCAACACCAGCAGUGGCUUUACUGGUGAGCCCAGCGCCGGCUCCAGCUUCAGUAAUGGACCCAGUUCUAUUGUUGGCUUUAGUGGUGGACCAGGCACUGGUGCUGGCUUCUGCAGUGGACCAAGCACUGGUGGCUUUGGUGGUGGACCAAGUACAGGAGCUGGCUUUGGCGGACCAAGCACUGCACCUGGCUUCGGAGGACCAAGCACUGCACCUAGCUUCGGUGGGGGACUGAGUACCAGUACUGGCUUCGGUGGUGGACUGAGCAGCAGUGCUGGCUUUGGUGGUGGACUGAACAGCAGUGCUGGAUUCGGCGGUGGACCAAGCACCGGUACUGGCUUCGGUGGUGGAGCCACUAACCUGGGUGCCUGUGGCUUCUCUUACGGCUAAUGAAGUUUCAGGUUUGUUACCCAUGUUUACAGAUAACACUAACACAGCAGUACUUCCCAUGGAGCCAAUGUGCAGCUUUGGAAUCUCUGUCCACACAGCAGCCUAAGCAGCUACUACCCAUUAGCUGAGUGAAACACUAUGAAAAAUCUGCUGUUCCUGCUUUGUGUUUGCUUCCUGUGUUGUUGUCAUAUUUUGGUAUCAGAGUUACAUUAAAUUUGCCAAAGGAA